AGACCAUCACAUUGUUCAGUUGGUACUUCCUAUCCAAUUUUGUCAUGUGUGUAUAAAUUGUAUGCGUUUUGCAUUUCUGUCAAAUCUUCGUUGAGGACGUUGCAAGUACUUGGUAGCUUAUUACUCAGUUAUGCGGUUAUACUACGUGCUUUUACUUACCACUACUGUUUGCACCAUUCACUGUAAAAAGUUUAAAGAUGAAGAUAAACCUGCUUGGGCGAAAAAGGAUAUUCGUGAUUACAAUGAUGCAGAUUUAGAGAGUUUACUUGAGCAGUGGGAGGAAGGUGAUGAACCCCUUGAAGAGGAUGAGUUGCCAGAGCAUCUUCGCCCACAGCCAAAAAUUGACUUCACUCAGGUAGAUAUGACUAAGCCAGAGAAUCUGUUAAAAGUAACCAAGAAGGGCCGUACACUGAUGGUUUUUGUAAGUGUUGAUGGAAAUCCAUCAAGGGAAGAAACUGAAGGCAUUACAAAGUUAUGGCAAUCUAGUUUAUGGAAUAAUCACAUCCAAGCAGAAAGAUAUUUGGUGGCAGAUGACAGAUCAAUAUUUUUGUUCAAAGAUGGUUCUCAAGCAUGGGAUGCAAAAGAAUUCCUAAUUGAGCAAGAAAGAUGUAAAGAAGUAGUCAUAGAAAAUAAACCAUACUAUGGCAAACAUUCAGAGGAGUAUAAAGAAGAAAUUGAAGAAGAAAAUAAUAAAAGGAGAAUGAAGAAAACGGAUGAGCUGUAAGGAGAGUCCAACAUAUUAUAUGCUGAUGAAGUAUAAGUGAUUUUUGUUCAUGUUGUGGUUAUACCCUGUCAUUGCAUUUUUUGUAAUUUUUGUAAGAGUACCAUAAAGUUGUAAAAUAUACAUGAUCUGUCAAUGAUUUUCUAUAAAUAAAACUGUACAAAUAAACAAUU
Molecule: messenger RNA, 894 nt
Organism: Zootermopsis nevadensis
Lineage: Eukaryota; Metazoa; Arthropoda; Insecta; Blattodea; Termopsidae
Gene: boca
Product: LDLR chaperone boca
Biological process (GO): protein folding
Source: RefSeq, a predicted model, not a curated record